Molecule: messenger RNA, 708 nt
Organism: Vairimorpha ceranae
Lineage: Eukaryota; Fungi; Microsporidia; Nosematidae
Product: chromosome segregation protein spc25-like protein
Exons: 1
Coding region: 1-708 (235 amino acids)
Biological process (GO): chromosome segregation
Cellular component (GO): Ndc80 complex
Source: RefSeq, a predicted model, not a curated record
AUGCAUAAAUUAUCUGAAGAAAUGAAUAACAUAGAAAAAAUUAAAAACAUUAUUAACGACAUAGAAUAUGAAUUUGAAACACAGAAAAAUGAAAUAGAAAAAGCGAUUACAUCUUUAAAAGAUUUAAUAAAAAAUGAAAGAUUUGAUUUCGAAAAUAAAAAGUUAAAAUCAAAUAAAAAAUACGCAAAUUUAAAAGAAUUGUACAACAAGUUAUUAGAUGAAAAAAAUUAUAACUUAACACUUAUUAAUAAUGAUCAAAAUGACUUACUAGCAAUUGAAAAUGAAAAUUUCGAUUUGAGAGGGCAGAUAGAAAAACAAGAAAUAAAUAAUGCAGAGCUGCGUAGAUCUCUUGAACAUAAAAAAGUAUCGGCAAUUGAUAGCAAAAAGAAAUUAGAUUUAUUAUACAAAAGUAAUCAGACAAAAGAAUCAAAAUUAAUUAGUAAAGUUAGUGAGUGUAAAAAAUAUUUAGGAUUGGAUUUUAAUGUAGUGGAGGGGAAUAAGAUUAAGGUUUUAUUUAAUAAAUUUUGUAAAGAUGAAACAUUUGAAUGUUAUGUAGUUUUAGAUUUAAGUGAUGGAUAUAAUAUAAUUGAUAUUUAUCCAAAGGUAAUAAACAUAGAAAGAUAUUCUACUAAUCUAAAGGACAAAACAAGGUUUUUCGAGUUGAUUCAAGAUGUUAGGAAAAUAUUUGUUAAAGAAUAUUGUAAAUGA